Molecule: messenger RNA, 1203 nt
Organism: Cadophora gregata
Lineage: Eukaryota; Fungi; Ascomycota; Leotiomycetes; Helotiales; Ploettnerulaceae
Gene: PKA2
Product: serine/threonine protein kinase, AGC
Exons: 6
Coding region: 1-1203 (400 amino acids)
Biological process (GO): peptidyl-serine phosphorylation
Cellular component (GO): cAMP-dependent protein kinase complex; nucleus
Molecular function (GO): ATP binding; cAMP-dependent protein kinase activity
Source: RefSeq, a predicted model, not a curated record
AUGGCUUUCGCAAGAUCCGCAACGCACAGCAUACACGAGAUGGCUUCGGGGAUUCUGCACCAUCAUAAGUCGAGGAGCGACGAGCCAUGUUCGGAGGAGAAGCACCAGGAGGAAAAGGACUUCGUGGCGCACUACGCCGAACAGCAUGAGAUUCUGGCGCCGGAAGAGGUACAGCAGGACCCAAGGAAUAAAGAUCUGGGUCGAAGCUCGAGGGGUUUGAAUGUUCACGACUUCAAUCUGAUCAGGACGCUAGGGACAGGUACCUUCGCGAGAGUCUGGCUUGUUAGUCUGGCGAAUCCAGCAGAAGAGGACAAAGAUAAGGUGUAUGCCUUGAAGGUAUUGCGCAAAGUUGAUGUUAUCAAGCUCAAACAAGUUGACCAUGUCAACCACGAGCGAUCCGUUCUUGCAGAUGUUGCUGGCCAUCCAUUUAUCACUACACUAAUUACAACGUUUUCCGACCACGAGUCUUUGUACAUGCUUCUCGAUUACUGCCCUGGCGGCGAAGUCUUCUCCUACUUACGAAAAGCGAAACGAUUCGACGAAAGCACAUCACGGUUUUAUGCCGCUGAAAUAGUACUCAUUUUGGAGUUCCUACACGAGCGCGAAGGCGUUGCAUACAGAGAUCUGAAACCGGAAAAUCUACUGCUAGAUGCAGAAGGACAUAUCAAAUUGGUGGAUUUUGGAUUUGCGAAGAGGUUGGGGAAUAGGGAAACUUACACGCUUUGCGGCACGCCAGAGUAUCUUGCGCCAGAAGUAAUUCAAUCGAAGGGCCAUACAACAGCCGUAGAUUGGUGGGCAUUGGGUAUCCUGAUAUACGAAUUUCUGACUGGGUAUCCACCAUUCUGGGAUGCAAAUCCCAUAGAAAUCUACAAAAAAAUCGUUUCCAAAGACGUCCGCUUCCCCUCCGAACCCGCCAUCUCCCCAGAAGCACAAGACAUAAUCCGCGCCUUCUGCGUCGUCGACCGCUCCAAACGACUCGGCAACAUCUCCGGGCGUGCCCAGCGCGUCAAAGAUCACCCCUUCUUCAAAGGCGUCAAUUGGGACGAUGUGUACUAUAGGAAGGAGAAGGGCCCGAUCAUACCGCCGAUUAGGUAUCCUGGUGAUGCGCAGUGCUUUGAUAUUUAUGAAGAUGAGAAGCCCGGGAGGGAGCACUAUAGUGAUGAGAUGGAGAGGAAGUGGGAUCAUCAUUUUAGGGACUUUUGA